AUGAUUCUUUAUGCAGUAAGGAUCAUUAUAAGGGAUGUACUAGUACCCAUUUUCAACUAUGGGCAAGUUGAUAAUGAUUAAAAAGAUGAUGAGUGGGAAUUUGUAAUCAAAAUUGUAAAUUAUGAAGUGUUAUUUUACGGGGCAACUGAUCUAAUUACCUCUCUCAAUAUUCUACUAAUGUUUAAGACAUAUGGUGUAAAGAAAGAAAGGAGAUAGAAAAAGAACAAAAAUGAAACUAAAAAUAACAAUAUGAUUAAUGAUAUUACAGAGAUUAUAGAAGCAGAUGUUUCUCUUUCUGAUGAUAGUAAUUAUUUAAAUGGAACCAAACAUUUCAAAGCUGGGUAACAAAAAGAUAAAAUUCAAUAGAAAAAUGAUAUGACUGGGCAUUCUCUUAAUUUCAAUAAUGAUGAUUCUACUAACCAUUAAUCAUCAUCUUCUUCAUCUGAUGAAGGCUCUUUGAUGUACUAUGAGAAAGAAACUGAGUAAAGUUUUACAAAAAGGCGUAUGAUAGCAAACAAUAAAGAUCUUUUCACGAGUUUUCUGUUUAAGAUUGAAAAAAAUUCUAAUUUAAACCACAAUUGA
Messenger RNA from Stylonychia lemnae, 582 nucleotides. The record is from the annotation of a GenBank genome assembly. Lineage: Eukaryota; Ciliophora; Spirotrichea; Sporadotrichida; Oxytrichidae.